Messenger RNA from Acanthosepion pharaonis, 504 nucleotides. Lineage: Eukaryota; Metazoa; Mollusca; Cephalopoda; Sepiida; Sepiidae. The record is from the annotation of a GenBank genome assembly.
AUGUCUUAUAUUACCAUUAUCUAUCUAUCUAUCUAUAUCUAUCUAUCUAUCUAUCUAUCUAUCUAUCUAUCUAUCUAUCUAUCUAUCGCAAUCUAUUUCUUUCUUUCCACGUUUUUCUUAUGUCAAGUAGAUCAUUCUAUGAUUCGCUUGUCUUCGAUGCACCCCUUUUCACCCGUCCCCCUCUUUUUUUUUUACCUCUUCAUCGUUAUCGUCGUCACCCUUAAUCUUUACUUCCUGCCCAUCUUCUUUUUCUUCUUGGCCUUAAUCCCGAACUCCCACUGCAUUCGUUUCCGCUCUUUUACUUCCAUCUUGUCUUCAGCUCCAUUUUCUUUUUUCACAUUUUUUAAAUUUUUCUCUCUUUUUAUUCUCUUUUCUCCAACUCUUUUUCUCUUUUGUAUAUCUUCACUUCCCUUUUUCUUUUUUCUCACUCUCCCUACCACUACUACUACUACUAACUUUUCUUUUCACAUUAUUAUACUUGCUUAUUUCCUUUUCCUUUUCUGA